This is a messenger RNA of Rotaria sordida, 1977 nucleotides long. The record is from the annotation of a GenBank genome assembly. Lineage: Eukaryota; Metazoa; Rotifera; Eurotatoria; Philodinida; Philodinidae.
AUGUAUAGUUAUGAACAUAUACCAGUCGAAUGGUUUACUUCAAAUAGACGACCACAAACAUCUAAUUACCCCCCACCACCACCAAUGUCUCGACCAGUAUCAAAAAGUUUCAAUCGAAUAUCUGAUUUUAUAUUUCCUGAUACAGUUCAUGUACGUUUUCGUUCAUCUUCUCGUCAACAACAACAACAACAACAACAACAACGGCCUAUUUUCCCACGAUAUCAACGAACUGAAAAUUAUAGUUUACCAGCAUUAAAUCAACGUGAUUUAAUUAUUGUUGAACGUUUACCUGUUGAAGAAUUAGAUGAUGUUGAUUUACUCUAUCGUGAACAAUAUUAUGAACCAAAUCAACAAAUUCAACGUUGUUAUACAUCAAAUAUUGAUCAACAUCGAUUACCAUCAUAUGAAAAAAUUUCUACAGGAUUAAAAAAUCGAUCAGUUGCAUAUCGUGAAAAAUUUCGUGAUAGAAAAAAACGUCAUACAACUGAUAAUGCAUAUCAUUCAAUGUUAAAAUCAAUUUUAGAAAAAGAUCAACAACCAUAUAUGAAUGAUAAAAAUUCAAAUUAUAUUCUUUCAUAUAGAACUACACUUGAUCCAAUUACAGAUUCAGAAUCUAUGACAUCUAUUAACCAGCAAAAACAGUAUAAUAAUGAUACUUCAAAUUAUCGAGUACCUAUCAAUGGAACAAUACCUAAUGCGAAUGAAAAAAUCCGUUCAAGACAAUUUAGUUCAACAAUAAGUACUCGAGAUUCAUCAAGUGAUACAGACAUUACUGAAAGACGUCCGAAAAUAAUGAAUUCAACUUAUUAUCAACAAGAUUCAUCAUAUAUUAAUUCAUCAAAUAUUCCUUCAAAUAUUUCACCACGUUUUUCAUCUAAUCGUGUACAUGUUCAAUAUCAACCUGACAGAUUCAUUCCGAUUAAUUCAUCAAUAGCAGACACAAACAAUCAUGAAACAAUGUCUAAUUCCAAUAAUCUGAUCACUUCAUCGCCAUUUAAUAAUGUUACUAAUGAUCAGAUAAACAAUCAAAUAUCAUCACAAGACUCAACGCAUCAUGUUUCUUUGUGCGUCAAUGAUCUACAUACAACAUUAUUUAUUGAUGAAGAUACAUUGAAGAAGACGAAGACAUCCAUUAAUAAUAAUGGUAGAAAAGCAGUUAUAAAAACAUUUAUCGAUCGAAUUAUCAAACGAUUACAGCAUUUUAAAUCUUCACUUGAUAAUGGAUUAAUUCAUACACGAAAACGAAAUACAUUAGUUAAUGGAUCAAUUAUUACUGCUGAUUAUCAUUCACCUCAAGAAAUAACAAAUAGAAAAACGAAUAUAAAUCAAUCAAUCGAUUUUCUAGAUGAAAAUAAACUUGUUCGACCAUAUUUUUUAAUUAAACCACAAACAAUACUUAUGUUACCUAAUGAAACAGCUAAAUUUAAAUGUUGUUUUGGUGGUGAUCCAUUUCCGACUCUUACUUGGUCACAUAAUGAAUGUCGUAUACCUGAAAUAUUUCUUACUAGUGAUACAACAUCAUCACGAUAUCGAACACAUAAAUUACAUGAUAUUUAUUAUUUGGACAUUGGACCGAUUAAUCUUCGUGAUCAUGGCCAAAUAAAAUGUACAAUUAUGAAUAGAUUUGGUCGAGAAGAAGCUGUUGCUCAAUUAAUUGUUGUUCCUUCACCAGCUGAUGCUACACCAUAUAUUACACAGCCGCUUAAUGAUAUAAUUAUUAUUGAAGGAAGACCAUUAAAAAUAUCGUGUGGUAUUACUGGUUUACAAGUGACGGUCAACUGGUUUCAUAAUGGAAAAUUAAUUUCAUCAAUGACAGAAUCAAAAGACAAUUAUAAUAAUGAAAAGUCUAUAUUUAGUCUUUCUUGUUGUUUGAAAACUGAUACUGGUACAAUUGAUUGUUUUGUUAAAAAUCGUUUUGGAGAAGCGAGAACAAGUUGUCGUAUUACAGUAAUCAAUGAACCAGAAUUAGACCGGUGA